AUGUCCAACAAUUCACGAGACGACUAUGUUGUACUGCGCUCUCCUACCAAGCAAUAUGCAAGCUUAAGCUCCCCUCGACAUUCUCAAGACUCGGAUGAUUCAUUACGAGCGUUGGAGAUCUCUCAUGACCCAAUACAAGGGCAGACGCGGCGUGGCCGCGCAUAUUCAUUCACUGGCUUUGAUUUCCAACAUGACCUGUUGCCGCUUAGUGCGAGUGUAACUGAACCCGGCUUUCAUUCGACAGAGGGGACGGAGAAGAGUGUGGGUCUAAUUAAUGGUAUUGCCUUGGUUGUCGGCCUUCAAAUUGGAUCGGGAAUUUUUUCAUCUCCUGGCGUGGUGGUAGCAAACGUCCACAGUGUAGGGGCCAGUCUCCUAGUAUGGCUUACAUCUGGUCUAUUGGCAUGGACAGGCGCAAGUAGUUUUGCGGAACUGGGAUCAGCCAUCCCGCAGAACGGAGGAGCUCAGGCAUAUCUCGCUUAUGCGUACGGUCCCCUCGUGUCAUAUCUGUUCGCGUGGACCGCCAUCAUCGCUUUGAAACCAGGAGGGAACGCGGUAAUCAGCCUCAUUUUCGCAGAAUACAUGAACCGCAUAUUCUGGAACCACACCAAAGAAGACGCUUCUCCCGACAGCAUACCGCAAUGGGCUAUCAAACUCGUAGCGGUGCUUGCGGUGGUGAUCGUGACUAUCAUCUGUAUCGCUGCCCAGAAGUUGGGUACGCGCGUGGCCGUUGUCUUCACUACCCUCAAGGUCAUCGCCUUGUUAUUGGUGACCGUCUUGGGCUUGGUGCAACUGGCUAGAGGAAAGGCUGCUUCCUCGUUCCAUGAGCCAUGGCUGAGCGGAUCAAGUACAAGCCCGUCCUCUUACUCUCUUGCGCUCUACUCCGGACUUUGGGCGUUCGAUGGCUGGGACCAGGCCAACUAUGUCGGUGGAGAAAUGCACCAUCCAGAGAAGAAUAUUCCCCGGGCAAUCCAUUCCAGUAUGAUCAUCGUGACGCUGCUAUUCCUGCUGGCCAACCUAUCCUAUUUUGUCGUUUUGGACAAGAACCUUGUCGGAUUGAGCAAUACGGUUGCAAUGGACUUUGGUCGUGCUCUUUGGGGUAAGGCUGGAGGCACUGUAUUUGCUCUGUUGGUCGCCAUCUCUUGCUUCGGUGCCUUGAACGGCUCUUUAUACACUUCUUCGCGGCUCGUUUAUGCUGCCGGCAGAGAAAGAUAUCUCCCAGCACUUUUCGGACGACUGCACACCACCCGGAAAACACCUAUCAACGCUGCUUUGCUUCAAUCAGCCAUUACCAUAACGUUUAUUCUAAUUGGCGGAGGCUUCCGUUCCUUAAUCAAUUUUUCUGUUGUUGCAUCUUGGGCUUUCUAUUUCCUCACUGUCCUUGGUCUUGUAAUUUUACGGUUUAAGGAACCAAUGCUGGAGCGUCCAUACCGAGUAUGGAUCACCACUCCUCUUAUAUUCUGUGGUGUCGCGCUUUUCUUGCUGUUGAUGCCAAUCAUCGCUGCUCCUUUGGAGGCAAUCGCUGUCCUCGGUUUCGUUGCAGCCGGCGUUCCUGUCUACUUCCUCACGCAGGUCGACGAAAAGCCUCGGAUAUUCGGAUUCUUCUCGGACUUGAUCGCGCGGAUACGAGGCAGACCGCCAUCCGCGGAUGGCUGGGAAGCUGUCGCGACGGAUGCAGAUGAAUUGGAGAUGACACAAGCCAAUACCCGGAGGUAG
Molecule: messenger RNA, 1713 nt
Organism: Coprinopsis cinerea okayama7#130
Lineage: Eukaryota; Fungi; Basidiomycota; Agaricomycetes; Agaricales; Psathyrellaceae
Product: L-methionine transporter
Exons: 16
Coding region: 1-1713 (570 amino acids)
Biological process (GO): amino acid transmembrane transport
Cellular component (GO): membrane
Molecular function (GO): L-amino acid transmembrane transporter activity
Source: RefSeq, a predicted model, not a curated record